AUGACCUCUCCAGGCCACAUCCUAAUCCUGCUUUUGCUCCCAGCAUUGGCUGUGGCUCAAACAACCCCAGGUCUCUGUUCCGGAUGUGGGCCUCUCUCCCUGCCGCUCCUGGCCGGCCUUGUGGCCGCUGACGCAGUCAUGUCACUGCUCAUUGUGGGGGUGGUGUUCAUGUGUGCACGCCCACGACAGGAACCUAGGCAGGAAGAUGGCAAGGUCUAUAUCAACAUGCCUGGCAGAAAUAGACCCAACCAGAACCAGGACUUCUGA
This is a messenger RNA of Elephantulus edwardii (Cape elephant shrew), 267 nucleotides long. It is a transcript of the gene HCST, whose product is annotated as hematopoietic cell signal transducer. Gene Ontology annotation, biological process: positive regulation of phosphatidylinositol 3-kinase/protein kinase B signal transduction; regulation of immune response. Gene Ontology annotation, cellular component: membrane. Bases 1 to 267 code for a protein of 88 amino acids. The record is from RefSeq and is a predicted model, not a curated record. Lineage: Eukaryota; Metazoa; Chordata; Mammalia; Macroscelidea; Macroscelididae. The transcript is spliced from 4 exons. Gene Ontology annotation, molecular function: phosphatidylinositol 3-kinase binding; signaling receptor binding.